CAAUUUCCCGGUGAACUGCAUAUUAAUGGCUCUUCAUUCCAAGAUACAAGCUCGUCCGACCUCAAAGCUGGUGGAGACUUUGCGUUUCAUAAGGAUCAAUGCCAAGAAUUUAAAGCCCUUGAGACCGGAGAUCAUCAUUUGGUGGAGACACAAUUUCCCUAUGAAUCUUACUCAACGAGCUUCGUAACACCUGAUCGGCUGUCGGAUCGCCUAAUUGAUGCCCCUCUUAAUGAAGCUGAUAACACUAAUCAGCGGUUUGAGGAUUCUCAAGUAAUGUACACCUCACCACAAAUAAACUGGGGACAUCCUCUCGGCUUGCCGGCGCCGGCAUUACCUAGCCUUGAUGGUAAUUUUUUAAAUUUUUCUUCUCAAUUCAGCGCAUUUGUAUAUUCCAUCUUUGAUCAGCUUCUUUUAUACUUUGAGCACGCCGUGUCCCUUCUUGAUAAUUUUUUUGUGAACUUCAAAAAGUUUUUCGACUUUAGUCACCUUUCUUUCCACCAUUGA
Protopolystoma xenopodis is the source of this 504-nucleotide messenger RNA. The record is from the annotation of a GenBank genome assembly. Lineage: Eukaryota; Metazoa; Platyhelminthes; Monogenea; Polystomatidea; Polystomatidae.